AUGCUUCUCUUGGACUCACCUCUGCGUUUUACAGCGUGGGUGGCGUUCGUUUUUGCGCCAUGUUUAGUGCUUGGCUCAAGCUUGUUUGAUCGAGCUCAACGGAGAGAUGCUUUACAAAAUUUAGUGACUUGGGAUAAGCACUCGCUUUCCGUUCGGGGCGAACGCAUCAUGAUAUUCUCAGGGGAGUUCCAUCCAUUCCGGCUACCUGUCCCUGAUCUCUGGCUGGAUGUAUUUCAGAAGAUAAAGAGCAUGGGGUUCACGGGGGUUUCCUUCUACGUGGAUUGGGGCCUUGUCGAGGGCAACCCCGGCCACGUCUCAACAGAUGGCAUAUGGAGCCUCGAAGAAUUCUUCGACGCUGCUACCGAGGCAGGCAUAUAUCUCAUCGCCCGGCCAGGACCUUACAUCAAUGCAGAAACUACAGCAGGAGGCAUUCCUGGAUGGGUGCUACGGAAGAAUGCCACCAUCCGAUCGGACGACCCAGAGUACCUCAACACAACCACCAACUACAUGACCACCAUGGGUCGGAUGAUUGAAAAGGCCCAGAUCACUAACGGGGGCCCAGUGAUCUUGGUGCAGCCUGAGAACGAGUAUUCCACUUGGCCUGGUGUGACUGAUUUCCCAAGCUCAAUGAAUCGAAGGUACAUGGACUAUGUGGAGCAGCAGCUUCUUGACGCUGGUAUCACUGUUCCGCUCAUAGUCAACGACAAUGUGGCCGAGGGAUAUUGGGCUCCUGGAUCUGGUCUUGGAGCGGUGGAUAUUUAUGGAAUUGAUUCUUACCCACUACGUUACGACUGCGCAAAUCCUAGUGUCUGGCCGACUUACAGAUUCCCAUAUGAUUGGCAGGUCGUUCACGAGCGUGAAAGUCCAGGAACUCCAUUUGCAAUUGUCGAGUUCCAGGGAGGCUCUGGGGAGGGCUGGGGAGGAGUCCUUGAAGAGAAGUGCGGGGAGCUCGUAAACGCAGAGGCAGCCAGAGUUGUCUACAAAAACAAUUAUAGCUUCGGCGUUAAGCUUUUCAACAUAUAUAUGACGUACGGUGGAACAAACUGGGGCAAUCUCGGUUACCAGGCUGGGUAUACCUCCUACGACUAUGGAGCAGCCGUCACGGAAGAACGCGGCAUUUGGCGCGAGAAAUACAGCGAACAGAAAUUGGAAGCAAACUUUUUGAAAGUCUCGCCAGCAUAUCUAACAGCGAUACCGAAGUUGGGUGUCAAUGGUUCGUAUGGAGCCCCAGAUUCAAUCGCAGUCACCCCGCUUCUCGGUAAUGGUACCUCGACAAAUUUCUAUGUCAUCAGACAUGCAGACUUCACUUCACAGGAAAAUACUCAGUAUAGCCUGACAGUGUCCACGAGCGUCGGAAAUGUCAGCAUUCCUCAGCUGGGAGGCAGCUUGACCCUCAAUGGGCGCGAUUCCAAAUUUCACGUCACAGAUUAUGAUCUCGACGGCAUCAACCUGAUUUAUUCAACCGCAGAAAUAUUCACAUGGGCAAGGGGACCCGGAUCAUCACGAGUCUUGGUUCUGUAUGGCGGCACUGGUGAAACACACGAGUUUGCAAUCUCACGCCAUCUUGGCAAUCCCGUCAUAAUCGAGGGUGACGAUGUCUCGUUCCACCAGAAAGAUUCAACAUGGGUAGUACGCUGGCAGGUUGGGCUCAGUCGCUGUGUUAUCCAAGUCUCAAAUUUGGAGAUAUACCUUGUGUGGCGUAACGAGGCGUACAACUAUUGGGCUUUGGAGCUGCCAGCGUCGCACCCGAUCGGCAAUUUUUCGUCGCCUUCCAAAGAGCUGGUUAUCGUCAAGGGUGGCUACCUUAUUCGCAGUGCCAAGUUGGUUAACAAGCAACUCUGGUUGUCGGGGGAUGUCAACGUGACAACAGAGGUUGAAGUCAUCUCUGCGCCGGUCGACCAACUGAAAGGACUCGUCUUCAAUGGACAGCAAAUGAAGACAUCACGUACCAAGACAGGCAAAUUGUCAGCUGUUAUCGAAUACCAAUCACCCACGCUAGAUCUCCCUGAUUUAACCAAUCUGCAAUGGAAAUACAUUGACUCGCUCCCGGAAAUCAAAUCAUCAUAUGAUGACUCUGCUUGGAAGUCCUGCGACGAACUCACCACCCACAAUCCUCGGGAUCUGGACACACCCACGAAUCUAUAUGCUAUGGAUUACGGGUUCCAUACUGGAUCAUUGCUUUACCGGGGUCACUUUCCCGCAAAUGGGCUUGAAUCUUACCUUUGGCUCAACAUCUCGGGAGGAACUGGAUUCGGUCAUUCGGUCUGGCUGGAUGAUACAUUCCUUGGAUCGUGGCCUGGCACAGGCGCAAACGCCACGAUCACACAGAAUCUCACAAUUCCAGCAUCCCUGUCCUCCGGGACUAAACACGUUAUCUCCAUACUAAUUGACAAUAUGGGCCAAGAUGAGGAGGCCCCAGGCACAGAUGCAAUCAAGUUCCCUCGAGGCAUCCUCGGAUACCAGCUGUCUAACCAUGAGCAGUCAGACGUAUCUUGGAAGGUGACUGGUAACCUCGGGGGUGAGCAGUAUCAAGAUCUCGCCCGUGGACCACUCAACGAAGGUGCCAUGUAUGCCGAACGACAAGGUUAUCACUACCCCAAUCCACCAAACUCCCACUGGGAAGUGUCAAAUCCAUUCAAAAACGGGUUGGCAAAGCCGGGCGUUGGGUUUUACACAACAUCCUUCAAGCUCGAUAUUCCGCAUGGCUGGGAUGUCCCCUUAAGCAUUGUGUUCAGCAAUUCCACUGCAGGCGAUUCAUCGCACACGACCUCUGGACACAAUUAUCGCUGCCAACUCUACGUCAAUGGAUAUCAAUAUGGAAAAUACAUCAACAACCUCGGUCCCCAGAUGUCAUAUCCAGUCCCGGAGGGUAUCCUCAACCACAAUGGUGUCAACUACAUAGCGUUGACUCUAUGGGCCCAGGAUCCUUCGGGUGCCAGAAUCGGUGGUCUGGAUCUGGUACCAAGUGCGCUUAUCCGCUCCGACUAUCCUAAACCACGACCUGCACCUCAACCUACCUGGGAACUGCGACAAGGCGCGUACUAG
Molecule: messenger RNA, 3045 nt
Organism: Penicillium cataractarum
Lineage: Eukaryota; Fungi; Ascomycota; Eurotiomycetes; Eurotiales; Aspergillaceae
Product: glycoside hydrolase family 35 protein
Exons: 6
Coding region: 1-3045 (1014 amino acids)
Biological process (GO): carbohydrate metabolic process
Cellular component (GO): vacuole
Molecular function (GO): beta-galactosidase activity
Source: RefSeq, a predicted model, not a curated record